Parnassius mnemosyne (clouded apollo) is the source of this 393-nucleotide messenger RNA. The record is from the annotation of a GenBank genome assembly. Lineage: Eukaryota; Metazoa; Arthropoda; Insecta; Lepidoptera; Papilionidae.
AUGAAAACCAUUAUUGCUUUGUCGCUCCUGGCUAUUGCCACCGCUGCACCCCAAGGACCCACAGAGCCAAUCCCAAUAGUGCGUCAAGACAGUCAGAUUAACCCUGACGGCUCUUAUCAGUUUUCCUACGAGACUGGAAAUGGUAUUUCUGCUGACGAGACAGGAGCAUUAAAGAAUAUCGGCGCCGAAGAGCCAGCUUUACAAGUUCAGGGUCAAUUCCAGUACCCAAGUGAAGAAGGUGGUAAUAUUCAGUUGAGCUAUGUUGCCAAUGAAAACGGAUUCCAGCCUCAAGGUGCUCAUCUUCCAACUUCUCCCCCAAUCCCCGCCGCUAUCCAGCGCGCCCUUGACUACCUCGCUACUGCCCCUCCUCAACCUGAAAAUCGCCGAAAAUGA